Rubroshorea leprosula is the source of this 1185-nucleotide messenger RNA. NCBI's taxonomy places the organism in Eukaryota, Viridiplantae, Streptophyta, Magnoliopsida, Malvales, Dipterocarpaceae. The record is from the annotation of a GenBank genome assembly.
CUCUUGCUGAAAUCCUGCAUGUUCUGUUAGUUCUUGUUUCAGUAUACCUGAUGAUCUUCUUGAUUUUGAUUUUUGUUCAUAUGGACACCUCUUUAGGAAGGGUGACGAUUAUUAGAAAAUACCUAUAUGAGGCAUUCUCGUUCCUGUCUCUUGCAAGUGUUAAAUUCUGUAUUCUUGAUGCCUUAGCUUUGACUUGACUCUAGGAUGACUUGACUCUAGGAUGACUUAAUUGUAAAUCUGUUUAGCUUUCAUGAGCUACGAGGUAAAGGGGUAGUCUUUGAAAUACUUGAUGCCCUAGAGUUUUGUUCCAAGUGAAAUGGUUCUUUGAUCUGGCUGCUUGGAUUUUUGUUUGCCCUUUUAAUUAGAAGAUAGUAAUCUUCUAAGCAUCUUGAUCCCAGUCAUUGCUUUAUUCUGUUAAUUAAUUCUAGUACUUGAGGUGCUAGAUCUUGACAUUCUGAUUGUAUUUGCUCUUGAAUCCGUGUUCUGAUUGUCAUUAUUGGAAUCUCUUUUAUGGGCCUAAUUUUUGGAAUUCUAUUUCUUGUUUCAUGGUUAACUAUUGUCUUUCAAUUUUGACUGCUUGGUUAAAUUUGAUCUUGAUUCUUGGUGAAUGCCAUUUUGUUGCUAAAAUUCUUGAGGCAUUCUACCUUGCACUCUUAUGUUCUGGUAUUCUUCCAAGCAUUCAUAUUUUCCAUUGAUUUUAUUCUGUUGCAAUUCUUGAGAUUCUUACAUGUCUUUUGAUGGGUCUAGCUUUUAACUCUUGUUAAUUGCUAAAAUUUGCCUUUUGAUUCCAGUUGCUUUGUUAAACAUGAUCUUGGUUUUGGUUAACCUUGUUUUGUGGCAGAAUUUAUAAGGCAUCCAUGUACUUGUUCGUUCAUUCAUAAUCCAUAUAUCCAUUGGAUGCUUAUCCGUCUUUGAUAGAGUUCAAGUUUUGUUGUACUUGUCUUUAAAUCCAUGCCAUUCUUUGUCAACUUGUCUUGUGAUGGGUUCGAAGCGUAACCCCACAACUGUUCUUUUGUGGCCUUGGCAGGAUUUAUUUUUAUUCGUUGUGCUUCCCAUAUCAUCCCAGCCUCUAGUAGCUCAUUUCAUGGUAAACCCUGUUAAGUAGCUAGUGCCUUGCUUUUAUGUGUAGUUGUGAUUUGAUAUCAGAGUGGCGCAGCGGAAGCGUAAUAGGCCAUGUCUGUUCAU